This is a messenger RNA of Parasteatoda tepidariorum (common house spider), 933 nucleotides long. NCBI's taxonomy places the organism in Eukaryota, Metazoa, Arthropoda, Arachnida, Araneae, Theridiidae. The record is from RefSeq and is a predicted model, not a curated record.
AUGGCUACGUAUCAUCAACACGGACGUGGCGGAAAGCGGCUGACCGAAAGACGUGCACGUCGUUCAACGACGGAUGAGGAAUGCUCGGAUUUUGAAACCAAAAUGGCUGAAAAGUUAGCACACAUGGGAAGGAGAAUAAAAGAAGAUGAAAGCAAAAAUAAAGAACUACUUGAGAAACUAAAUCAUUUGGAGCAGUCUCUCAUGCCUGUGCCAAAUAGGCCCGAAAUACCGACAACACCAAUUGAUGUCAUUGAUAUGGAAACUUAUGAAGGCGGCCAACUUUUGGAGUCAACCAGAGAUUCAGAAAAUACCGCCACCUCCUUACAACCAUCUGAAUCUAUAUCUGAUAAUGACUUAGCUCCACCCAAGGAGGAUUCCAGUUCAGCUGUAGAUCCACCAUGGGAACUGGCAAAGUCAGACAUCAUAACGCAAAAGAUAAUUCAGUUUAAGAGAAAAGUGGGCGGGACCUACAGGCUCCUCCCACUUUUUCUCACAAUUCUCACAGAAACAGAUGUUAAUCGACAAAUUUUCUCUAUCACCAAUAUACAAAGUAUCCCGGUCAGUAUUGAAAGGUUCCGAGGCGGGCAAAAUCCAAUCCAGUGUUACAACUGCCAAGAAUUUGGACACAGUCAAAGAUCAUGUAAUUCACCAUCAAGAUGUGUUAAGUGCGCCGCCAAACACCGAUCAUACGAGUGCCAAAAAGAUGAAAAUACACCACCUAAGUGCAGUAACUGCGGAGACUCUCAUACAGCCAACUACACGGGGUGCAGAGCCCGUCCCCGCAGGAGGGGAACACGUGCCAUACCACCACCAACAACAGGACUUGCUCAAAGGUUGGUUACAAUAAUUAAAGAAUUGCAAGAACUUUUAAAAAAUCAAGAAGUGCUUCAACUGCUUCAGAGGAUUAUGGGGGAAGCCACUCUUGCACAGUAA